AUGCUCCAGGCUGUGUCCCUCCCGCUGGCACUGAGCUCGGCCCAGCUCCUCCCCGAAAGCGUCCAGCUUCCACUUGUCAGAGAAUGUGGCCCAUCGUCAGCCCGCGUGGUCUGCGUCGAACGAUAUGCCUCCGUCAUGCCUUAUCACUUCUCUCGCGAGCCGAUCAUCAACGACACCGAAGUUCAAUUCGGGAACACUUCCGUGCCAAACGAUCCGUCUUUUGACUUAGUCUCCUCGGCGAACUUCGUUGUCUUUGACGAAGAACGAGCCUUGGACAUCCUCGGCAACAACCCGACCUACGAAGUCGUGCUCAACGUUUCAAAUACUCCGCACGAAGCGCCCGUGUAUGUUCCAAGCCUGAAUAAGAUCUUCCUCAACGAUCUUGCUGCUACACUCAGUCAGCUCGUUAUCGAUCUGAACAGCGAGCCACCCACGAUCAGUGAUUUUACCAGCGAUCCCCCUGUGCUGAUUCCCAACGGCGGUACCUUCCACAACGGCCUCAUCUACUGGGCUACAGCAGCUGGGAACACCACCGCCCCCGGCGGCGAGCAGAGACCCGGCAUCGUCACCCUCGAUCCACAUACCAACAAGUCGACAGUUCUGCUCAACAACUUCUUCGGCUACUACUUCAACAGCCUCGACGAUCUGACAGUGGACAGCAACGGAGUCGUCUGGUUCACCGACACGGAGUAUGGCUACCUGUUCCACGCCUCGGACACAGCGCCUGUCCUCAAACCUUCGACGUAUCGUUUCGAUCCGAAGACCGGCAAUGUGCGGGUGGUCGAAGACACUCUGACCGUACCGAAUGGAAUCGCACUCAGCUCGGAUGGCAAGUAUGCCUAUAUCGGCGAUACUGGAGCGCACACCCUUGAGAAUCCGGCGGUCAAUCAGAAAGGUCCACGGACGGUGUACAAGUUCGAUGUCGUCGACGACGGAACGAAUCUCUGCUGCAGGAGACCGUUCUACUUCUCGCAGGACUGGCUACCUGAUGGGUUGAGAGAAGCUCGGAAUGGAAUGGUCGUGAUUGCCGCGGGGAGUGGUGUCGAUGUGGUUGAUUCGUAUGGACAGCUCGUGUUAAGGAUUCAGACGGACUUUAUGGUUCAGAACUUUGUUUGGGCUGGGAACGAGUUAAAGGAUCUUUGGCUUACUGGAAAUGGAAAGAUAGCGAGAGUGAAGUGGGAGCUGCAAGGGCCUGUAUUGACGUGA
Molecule: messenger RNA, 1206 nt
Organism: Zymoseptoria tritici IPO323
Lineage: Eukaryota; Fungi; Ascomycota; Dothideomycetes; Mycosphaerellales; Mycosphaerellaceae
Exons: 1
Coding region: 1-1206 (401 amino acids)
Source: RefSeq, a predicted model, not a curated record